Molecule: messenger RNA, 3739 nt
Organism: Halichondria panicea
Lineage: Eukaryota; Metazoa; Porifera; Demospongiae; Suberitida; Halichondriidae
Product: transcription termination factor 2-like
Exons: 18
Coding region: 106-3624 (1172 amino acids)
Biological process (GO): DNA repair
Cellular component (GO): nucleus
Molecular function (GO): ATP binding; ATP-dependent chromatin remodeler activity; zinc ion binding
Source: RefSeq, a predicted model, not a curated record
CGCAUGUGGGCUAACCACCACGUGCAGAAAUCUUUCAGUUUUUCAAAAACCAAUAGUCUUCAACUUAACUCGAUUAACUCUCUGGUCUAUCUAAGAUAUUGAUCUAUGUACUGUGUACUGUGCGAUCACGGGGAACCGUGUUUGCUGAAGACUGGGCUAAAACCAGGGCCGUACCUGAACAAGUCUGUGUACAUAUGUGCCAGGGCUCAGAAUAAAUGUCCCUUUGUCGAACACUCGAAACAAAAGUUGAGGGAAUGUCCUGUGCACAAAGUUUUGAUCUCAGUACAAGUGUUGAGCAAGGAUGGGAAGACCUCCAAAUUCUAUUGUUCAAAUCAGGAGAAGCAAAGAUUUUGUGGAAGAAGUCCUAUAAGUUCAGACAAAGAGACCCGAGUAACCAUGGUGGGCAAUCAGUCUACUCAAAUGAAAGCUAGAAACUGUGCUACACCCGCUGAUCCGCAAUGUUCCCCUUGCCUUAAUGACACUGAUCACAGCUCAAGUGGGUCAUUAGGUGGGGGCAGUGUUGCUAGCCAGGAGCUGAGUGCUGAUCGACUCUCUUCCGGAGUGCAAGCCAGUUACAAGACAGAUUUAUUUGAUAAAAGACAGCCCAGAAACGAUCAAGAUUGUGACAACUCAAUCAAUUCAACAGAAAAAUCUGAAUCUGGUAGCGAAUCUGAUUCUAAUUCGUCAGACAAUUACACCUCACGCUCUAACUCAUUUCUGUCCGAGAAUCAUAGCAGUGGCUUAGUCGCCAAUGUUAGUCAAUCUACCUCCCUUCAUUCUGACAGCCAACAGAUCUCUCCUAAAGAAGAUUAUGAAAUUAAAACUCGCGAGGCUGAAUUAGAUCAAGAGGUUUCAAUGAGUGGGCCAUUUGCUUGUGCAGAAUCAGCUAAUCCUGACGAGUCAAGAGAUAGUGAAAUGGACACUGAGGAUCCCGUCAAUAUGACCCAUCCUGAUGUCCCUCAAUCCCCAAAUGCUGAUUACAAUAGUAAGGAUCCCGUCAACCAAUAUGAAUCACCAAACUGUUUCUCUCCAAAAGUUGACCAAGAUUCUGUAGAGUCAGUGCAAGCUGUCGAUGAUGACGAUAGUGAGGAUCCUGUCAACGUGGCCCUUCAAUACGAACCACCAAACUGUUCCUCCCCAAAAGCUGACCAUCGUUCUGACGAUAGUGAGGAUCCCGUUAAUACGACCCAUCCUGGUGUCUCUCAAUAUGGACCACCAAACGGUUCCUCUCCAAAUGCUGACCAAGAUUCUGUCGAUGAUGAUGACAGUGACGACAGUGAUAUCCUGUGCACAGGAUCUGAACUAUUAACUAAUCAUAACAAGUCGAAAUCACCAGCUCUAGUUGAAUCGAAUACAGCCAGUGUUGGGUUCUAUUUGGGUGCACCGAGUUUCAGUUCCAAACCAUUGAAGGAAGAUGUGGACACACUCUACAGACCCAGUACCAUGACAACAAAUUCGGACGAGAAUAAAGAGCCCACUCAUUCUGUGAAGACUGGAGCCACUCGUAGUGAUCCUGUGGACCUAGUCGGAGAUGACACGCAGAAAUUCAAAGUCGGCCACCAGACAAAGACUGUAAUGCGCCAGUACUUGGAGAUUGAGCACAUACUACAGACGCAAGCGGCCCACUUCCCAGACGGAGGGGCACAGCUGAGGGCACAGAAAGCAAUGCUCAGAAGAAGAUUAGACCAUUUGAAUGCUGCUCCCCCCAAAGUGCUCAGCUUAGAGGAAACUAGCCAGAUUCUCAAGCAGAGGAACAUUGUGGCUCAGUCAAAGAUGCUCACCACUGGAGCCAUUGUACAUCUGCACUCUUCCCUUGAGAACUGUCCCACUGAGGACACCCUGGCUGACGACCCUCCAGGCCUCUCUGUCCCUCUCAUGAUCCAUCAAAGGAGGGCACUUGCCUGGAUGGAGUGGCGGGAGAAUCAGACACCAGCUGCUGGGAUACUUGCUGAUGACAUGGGUCUUGGCAAGACUCUCUCUAUUCUGUCUCUAGUCUGGCUAAAGAAGGGUAGCCGUGACGAUAUACGAGCCUGGAUGAGACAACCACCUCCCAGAGCUGGAUUCGUCAAGUCUCCAGCCACACUCGUGAUUUGCCCUGCCUCGCUGUUACUGCAGUGGGAGGAGGAAGCUAGGAGCAAAAUCAGUGGCCGUGUGUCCAUCUAUAUCUACCAUGGCAAGAAGAUCACACACGACCCUUACGACCUGGUGAACUAUGAUCUUGUGGUGACCACCUACGCCACUGUGGGCGGAGAGGGAACCUCCUGUGCCCCAGAUGAGCCCGAGUCCAAGGUGCCCAAGCGUAAGAAACGAACUGUGUCGCACACCACGCUGUUUCAGAUCCACUGGAGGAGAGUGGUUCUAGACGAGGCCCACAAUAUCAAGAACCCAAAGUCUGCCACAUCAAUGGGAGCCUGCAAUCUGAGUGCUGACUACAGGUGGGCAGUCACGGGCACACCCAUUCAAAACUGCCUCAAAGACUUCUACAGUCUCAUCAAGUUCAUUCAUCUGGCACCCUUUGACGACUACAAGAUCUGGAAGGACACAGUGGAGAAGAAAAAGACGGUGGGUAUGCAGCGACUCAACACGAUGGUGUCUAGUCUGGUUCUUCGUCGGACCAAAGCUGACCUCAACCCAGAUCAUCUCUGCCUCACCAAGAAGAUCGUGAUUCAGCACAGUAUCAAACUGAGUGAAGAUGAGAUGGCUAUUCAUCGCUACAUGUUCAUUGAGGCCAAGAAGGUGAUGAUCACCUGGCUAACGGAGAAGGGAGAGGACGUACGUGAAGAAACUGACUCAGCUGAAGUUGUGGUCCUCAAGCCUCACAUAGAACCAAUCAUUACUCAUCUAAUGAGAGGGGCCGCGGCUAGGAGGGGCAGCGGUGUCCUGUGGUUGCUACUCAGACUGCGUCAGAGCUGUUGUCACAUGAAGCUUCUGGUGAAUGGUAUGGACGGGUCUGCUCCAGAAGCUAGCAGCAAAGAUGAUGUUGACCUUGAUCUAAUGAUGGACACCCUCACUCUAGACAACCCACCACCUCCUGAAAUAGACCUGAGUGACCUUCCUGCCAUAUUCAAGCAAGAUGAAAUGAGCACCAAGGUUGCUGGUGUAGUCAACGAAAUCACCAGGAUCAUCUCCAUUGAAGACGACCCACCACAAAAAUGUGUGGUUGUGUCCCAGUGGACCAAUAUGCUGGACAUCGUAGAGUACCAGCUGAAUAUUACUGGGAUCUUCUGCACCAGGAUCGAUGGAAAGGUGGUUCCUGGGGAGAGACUGAACAGAGUAAAGCAGCUGAACUCUACAAGAAAGAACCCAUCUGUGAUGCUGCUCUCUUUGCAAGCCGGGGGAGUGGGUCUCAACUUGGUAGGAGCCAACCACCUCUUCCUGUUGGACAUGCAUUGGAACCCCGCCCUUGAGCAACAGGCAGCUGAUCGUUGUCAUCGGGUGGGACAGAAACGCGAUGUCCAUAUACACAAGUUUGUGUGUGCCGGCACUGUGGAAGAGAAGAUACUUCAACUUCAGGAGAAAAAACUUCUGUUGGCUAGCGAUGUGAUGAGUGGUGCUUCACAGAGAAAUCGCUCUACUGCCAGCAAGUUGUCUCUCACGGACCUCAGAAAUCUGUUUGAGCUGUAAAACUGAAACUGUAAUGACAAGUGCAAAGACAAUUGAUUUUUAUCUGUAUGCAAUGUAUAUACAAUGUCUGUGUUUGUGUUGUGUUGAAUUAAUGUUGGAUUCACGCCGCCCUUGA